Messenger RNA from Triticum dicoccoides, 2341 nucleotides. RefSeq names its product receptor kinase-like protein Xa21. Gene Ontology annotation, molecular function: ATP binding; protein kinase activity; protein binding. The coding region runs from base 1 to 2262 and encodes 753 amino acids. Gene Ontology annotation, biological process: protein phosphorylation. NCBI's taxonomy places the organism in Eukaryota, Viridiplantae, Streptophyta, Magnoliopsida, Poales, Poaceae. The transcript has 6 exons. The record is from RefSeq and is a predicted model, not a curated record.
AUGGCGUCGGGCAGCCUAGCGGCGUCAAUGUCGUCGGCGUCGUCGGGGGCAACUGCUUGUGCUGAAGAGACCACCAAAGCCAUUAUUGCUGAUAUUGGAGACAAAAGGUUUUCAUUACUUGUUGAUGAGUCCAGAGAUGCAUCUAUAAAGGAGCAAAUGUCUAUGGUUUUAAGGUAUGUCAACGAUCAUGGGUAUACAAUUGAGAGAUUUAUUGGGAUUAAGCAUGUUGGUGACACAAGAGCAGCUUCUCUAAAGGCAGUCGUGGAUGGUCCUUUUUCUACUAGUGUAGGUAACCUUUCCAAUCAGCUCCAAUAUCUAUACUUUGGGGAAAAUCAACUAACGGGAGAAUUUCCUUCCGGCAUAGCAAACCUUCGCAACCUCGUUGUUGUAUCAUUGGAAGUGAAUCACUUUACAGGUGUGGUUCCAGAGUGUAUUGGCACUUUCAAAACUUUACAGCAAAUAGGUUUAGGGGAAAACUUCUUUACGGGGGUCAUCCCAUCAUCCAUGUCAAACUUGUCUCGUUUAGGAGGGCUCUAUCUACGAUCAAAUCAAUUCACUGGCCACAUACCACCAAGCUUUGGAAACUUUCCGAUGCUUCAAUAUUUGCACAUCUCUAAAAACAGCCAUCAUGGCAAGGUUCCGAUGGAGAUCUUCAAAAUCCCAUCAAUAAUUGGAAUUGUCUUAUCUUCCAACAAGCUUGAUGGACAACUUCCUGCCAACAUUGGCAAUGCCAGACAACUUGUAUAUUUUCAAAUUUCGACAAACAAACUAUCAGGAGAUAUCCCAAACACUCUAGCUGGUUGUGAAAGCUUACAAGACAUUGAGUUAGACUCGAAUAUGUUCAGCGGAAGCAUUCCGACUUCGUUAGGCAACAUAAGUAGCUUGAUAUUUCUGAUUUUUUCUAUCAAUAACUUAACUGGGUCAAUACCAACAUCUCUUGGCAACCUAGAACUUCUCGUGGCACUUGAUUUUUCAUUCAACCAUCUUAUUGGCGAGGUUCCAACUAAUGGGAUCUUCAAGAAUGCAACUGCUGUGCAGAUUGACGGAAAUCAGGGGCUUUGUGGUGGUGUAGUGGAGUUACACAUGCUACCAUGUUCUGUUCUGCCUUCAAAGUCAACUAGGCACAAGAAAUCUUUGGUGCUCAAACUAGUUAUCCCAAUAGCCAGUAUGGUGUCACUUGCUAUGCUGAUAUUUGGCAUACUGCUUUUGAGAGGAAAACACAAGACACAAUCUGUAUUGGUGCCAUCAUUUGCUACAAAAUUUCCAAAAGUAUCUUUCAAUGAUGUAGCGACAGCAACACAGGGAUUCUCAACAUCCAACUUAAUUGGCAGAGGGAAAUACAGUUCUGUAUAUCAAGGAAAACUAGGAGAGGAAGAAAAUGAGGUUGCCAUAAAAGUCUUCAACCUAGAGACAAGAAGAGCACACAAGAGCUUCAUUGCAGAAUGUAAAGCGCUGAGAAAUGUUCGGCAUCGCAAUCUGGUGACUAUCCUAACCGCAUGCUCGAGCAUUGAUUCUAAGGGCAAUGAUUUCAAGGCCCUGGUCUAUGAGCUCAUGCCACAAGGAGACUUGCAUAAACUGCUAUACUCGACUCGAGAUUAUGAAGGCUCUUCAGAUUUGAACCACAUUACAAUGGCCCAAAGGAUGAGCAUUGCGGUGGAUGUAGCGGAUGCAUUGGAGUACCUACAUCACAACAACCAGGAAACAAUGGUUCAUUGUGAUUUGAAACCCAGUAACAUUCUUCUACAUGACAAUAUGACAGCUCAUGUUGGAGACUUUGGCCUGGCAAGAUUCAAGGUUGCUUCCACAGCAUCAUCUCUUGGAAACAAUAACUCUUCUUCACUUGCAGUAGUGGGAACGAUUGGAUAUGCUGCUCCAGAAUAUGCAGGGGGUGGUCAAGUUUCAACCGUCGCAGAUGUUUACAGCUUUGGUGUCGUUCUCCUCGAGAUAUUCAUUCGAAGAAGGCCAACUGAUGACAUGUUUACUGAUGGACUAAGCAUUGUGAAGUUUACAGAGGCCAGCUUUCCUGAUAGGGUGUUGGAGAUUGUUGACCCCCAGCUCCUAAAAGAGUUGGAUGAAACUCCAAUAGCCUUCAAGGAAAAACAUGUACAUUGUCUGCUAUCUGUGCUAAAUGUUGGCCUUUGCUGCACUAAGACAUCCCCGGGCGAACGCAUCAACAUGCAAGAGGUAGCUGCCAAGCUACAUGGAAUCAAGGAUGCAUAUCUCAGAAGCAGUGCCGUUGCUUCAGUAGCAGUACCUGAAUAAUUAACUUGUUUGUGCAAUUUGUUGUGUUUAUCACGCACCAUGCAAGCAAGGACCGGCCCAACUAGUAUUGAAUAAGUAU